UUAUUUCAAACAUUAUAGGCUUAUUUCAAAUCUAACGCAACAAAAAAACUCAUGUCGAGCCUCACGAAUGAAUUUCUGAUAAAAGACAUUCGAUCCGGUUUGAAAAAUAUAAACGUUGUGUUCAUAGUGUUGGAAAUCAACAGGGUGAGCAAGACCAAGGAUGGCCAUGAGAUUCGUUCCUGUAAGGUUGCAGACAGAAGCGGCUGCAUCACCAUCUCAGUUUGGGACGAGGCUGGAGUCUUCAUUCAACCUGGGGACAUCCUCCGUCUCACCAAAGGUUAUGCCUCCCUGUGGAAGGGUUGCCUCACGCUAUACACGGGCAGAAGCGGAGAGCUCCAGAGGAUCGGGGACUUUUGCAUGGUGUUUUCAGAGGUGCCAAAUUUCAGUGACCCAAACCCUGAGGUGCAAGCACAAUUAAAUCAGAUAAACAAGCCAGUCAAGCAAGACCAGCUGUCCAUCCCUCAAAACGGCCAGACUACAGGAGGCCCAGGAAAUCCUCCACCUCAAAUGGCUACAAGACCUUCAGCUUCUUACUCCUCCAAUGUUUCAUCCCAUCACCUGCGUGAUCCUCGGGAUCUGCCUUAUGGUACAGGGAGGCAGGAUCGUCCUCACCGCGUGCCCCUGAACAGGAACCCUCUGUGCAACAUAAGGGACGGUAGGGAUAGAACCUCUGGCAUGAGGGGUAGCAUCCGGGACCCAAGACAGGCCUUCACACGGAUGUAAGAAGUUGGGUGUUCCUAUUUGCACAUCCAUAUUGCUGGAUGGGUGUAGACCUGGUAAUAAAUUGGCUUACUUAAUGAUUGCUUCCUCACGUUGAAAGUACAAAUAUGUAUUUUCUUUUUCUGGUGAAUUCACUCAUGGAUGUCUAAUUAUAGUAAUGAGCCCCAAUGUUUGAGGCCAACACAAAAUAUUAAAUUCUUAAAAUUGUUAUUAGCAUUAAGUGUACUUGCAAGACAAACUUUGUUUUGGUCAUUAACACCAUCUGUUUUAAAGUGUCGGUCUCCUGUGUGAUAUCACACAGGGCACUUUAAAACAGAUGGUG
Molecule: messenger RNA, 1042 nt
Organism: Alosa alosa (allis shad)
Lineage: Eukaryota; Metazoa; Chordata; Actinopteri; Clupeiformes; Clupeidae
Product: SOSS complex subunit B2-like
Exons: 6
Coding region: 52-723 (223 amino acids)
Biological process (GO): response to ionizing radiation; double-strand break repair via homologous recombination; mitotic cell cycle checkpoint signaling
Cellular component (GO): SOSS complex
Molecular function (GO): DNA binding
Source: RefSeq, a predicted model, not a curated record